Messenger RNA from Sinocyclocheilus grahami, 2176 nucleotides. It is a transcript of the gene slc25a55b, whose product is annotated as solute carrier family 25 member 55b. The record is from RefSeq and is a predicted model, not a curated record. Bases 81 to 1076 code for a protein of 331 amino acids. The transcript has 9 exons. Gene Ontology annotation, molecular function: L-aspartate transmembrane transporter activity; L-glutamate transmembrane transporter activity. NCBI's taxonomy places the organism in Eukaryota, Metazoa, Chordata, Actinopteri, Cypriniformes, Cyprinidae. Gene Ontology annotation, biological process: L-glutamate transmembrane transport; aspartate transmembrane transport; malate-aspartate shuttle.
CUCUCUGCUGCUUUGCAUAGUGACUGCGCCUCUGUCUACCUCAGUCCUCAGUCCUCAGACCAAACUACAAACCUCUCACCAUGGCUCAACAACCAAUAAGCCUCCCUGCCAAGCUCAUCAAUGGUGGAGUUGCUGGACUGGUGGGUGUUACCUGUGUGUUUCCCAUAGAUCUUGCCAAGACAAGACUCCAGAACCAAAGAGGAAGCCAACGGGUCUACAAAAAUAUGAUGGACUGUCUGAUAAAGACUGUUCGAUCUGAGGGAUACUUUGGAAUGUACAGAGGUGCAGCAGUCAACCUGACACUGGUGACUCCUGAGAAGGCCAUCAAACUGGCCGCCAAUGAUUUCUUCCGUCAGCGGCUCAGUACGGGAGAGCUCAAGCUGAGCGUGUUUCAGGAAAUGUUGGCUGGCUGUGGGGCAGGGAUGUGUCAGGUUAUUGUCACAACUCCAAUGGAAAUGCUUAAGAUCCAGCUUCAGGACGCAGGACGACUUGUGGCCCAGCAGAGGAAGUUUCCCGUGCUUCACACUGUGAAACUUGGAACAGCCAGUCCAGUCCUGAACUGUUCGUACAGUGUGGGUCCAGUGUCUUCAACCAGAAAAGUGUCAGCCAUUCAGAUUACUCAGGAACUGCUUCGCACAAAGGGCAUCCAGGGACUUUACAAAGGUCUCGGAGCAACCCUCUUGAGGGACAUCCCUUUCUCAGUGGUUUACUUUCCGCUGUUUGCCCACAUCAACAAGCUGGGCAAGACAUCUGAGGACGACGAGGUGCCUUUUUACUGGUCUUUUAUUUCGGGCUGUGUGGCUGGAUGUACAGCAGCUGUGGCAGUCAGUCCUUGUGAUGUUGUGAAAACCCGGCUGCAGUCACUCAAUAAAAGUGCAAAUGAAGACACCUACAAUGGUGUGGCAGACUGCAUCAGAAAGAUAAUGCGCAAAGAAGGCCCAGCUGCUUUUCUGAAGGGUGCCGGCUGCAGGGCGCUGGUCAUUGCUCCACUCUUCGGAAUUGUUCAAGUGGUUUACUUCAUCGGUGUUGGGGAGUUUCUCUUAGGGCAAACUCCAUUUAACCUUUACUCUGUCUAAACUAUGAAACCACCUGAAUUAAACUUUAAAGACCAACGCAGCUAUGAUGCGACUAAAUAUCUGAGAACAAACCAACCUGCUCACAUGACAAUUUGUAUGAGAUGGCAAAAUUGUUCAAAUCUGGGUCAUACAAAUACAUACAACAUAAACCAUCACAGUAAUCUGGAAAAUACCUAUAAAGGUUGAAUGUUUCUAUAUGAACCAAGUUAUAGGAGAUCAUACACUCUCAGAAAAAGUGGUACAAAAGUUGACACUGGGGUUACUAAUAUGUCCUACUUAAAUACUAAUAGGUACUUUUAAGGUACUACUAUGCACUCUUUAGGGCAGGGGUGUCAAACUCAAUUCCUAGAGGGCCGGAUCCCGGCAGAGUUUCGAUUCAAGCCUAAUUAAACACACCUGAUCCAACAAAUCAAGUUCUUCAGGUUUAUUUGAAAACGACAUGGUAUGUGUGUUGGAGCAGGGUUGGAACAAAACUCUGCAGGGCUCCGGCCCUCCAGGAACUGAGUUUGACACCCCUGCUACCCUUUAACGUAAAACACCAGUAACAGAUUUUGUACCUUUUUUUCUGAGCGUAUACAAUUUCGCCAUCUUGCACAAACUAUUAUGUGUUGUAUAAUUAUUUGAGUGUGUUGAAACAAACGGUUGUUGGAGAAGACUGUUAAUGGCUUAGAGUUUAAGUUCACGUCUUUACAUGCUACCUUUAACAUAUUCAACUGGCUUAUUCAGGAAGCUAUAUCAUUGCACAUGAUUAUGUUUCUUUUUCUUUUGGAAAUGUAUGGUCAGAGACAGUCAGAUUUAUCCUCAGUGAGGGUUGAUUUGAAAGCAUACGGCCAUGACUCAUGCACUCAAAGGGUCAGAAAAUCCUUUUUUUAAUACUUGUGUCCUCCAUUACCAGUUGUGUCCUACCUUUCUUGUGACGUUUUGUAUGCACAAUAUUACGGAGGACAUUAAUGUGGACAUUAGCGUGGAGAUACACCUGUGAGGACAUUGUUAUACAAUAUACACGACUCUGAAGAGACACACGCAGAGACAGGAUGUUUGAUUCCUGCUGAAGUGAGGUUUUACUUUUACAGAAUUAAAAGACAUUCUGUUUAACCUAA